GGGGUUAAAUACUAUAUGGACAGAAGAAGGCGAUGGCAGGCGCAACGGGAUCAUUGCUAGCUGGAGGAAUAUUCAUCUUACUGUUAGCUGGAUGGUUAGGACAAAAGUAUGGAUUACCUCCACCACCUCCAAAAAUAGCAGGAAUUGAUUUAGGUACAACUUAUUCGUCAAUAGGUAUCUACCAUGCUGUAACUGGUGAAACGAUCAUUUUACCUGAUGACCUAGGCAAGAAAUCAGUACCGAGUGUCGUUGCUUUCUUACCAAAUGGUACCGUAUUAAUAGGAACUAGAGCCACGGAACAACAAGAACACAAUCCAAAACGCACGAUUUAUGAUGCAAAACGAUUUAUUGGACGAAAUUUUGAAAAAAAUAAUAAGGACUUUUUGUCUGAUCAAAAACGAUAUCCAUUUAAAAUAAAUUUGGAUUCUGAAGGAAAAGCAUUUUUCGAAAUUCCUCUCGAUUCGGGCACCAAGAACGUAUAUCCUGAAGAAAUCGGAUCACUCAUAAUUGGAUACUUGAAAUCUGCAGCUGCUAAACAUUUGGGCGUAACUCUUGGACAAGUAGUUAUCUCAUGUCCAGCUGAAUUCAAUGAGAAACAACGAAAUUUCACAGCCAAAGCUGCUGAAAUCGCAGAAAUGGAAGUUCGGAGAGUAAUUUCCGAGCCGACAGCGGCCGCGUUGGCAUACGGAUUGCACAAAAAACAAGGAGUUGAAAAUGUUGUCGUUGUUGAUUUGGGUGGUGGUACUCUUGAUGUCUCCGUAUUGUGGCUUCAAGGAGGAGUUUUUGUAACUCAAGCAAUGGCUGGAAAUAAUCGUUUGGGAGGCCAAGAUUUCAAUGAUCGUGUUCAAAAGCAUUUGAUUUCAAAAAUCGCCGAGAAAUUCGGGAAAACAAUUGAUAACAAAGAGGAUAUUCAACAAAUUCGAAUGGAAGUUGAAAAAGGAAAAAUCAGGCUGACGAAUGUUCCAUCCACAACAAUUUCACUUAAUCUCAAAACAGUCGGAAAGUGGAAUUAUGAAUUAACACGUGACGAAUUUGAAACUUUGAAUGGCGAUUUACUCAAGGCAAUUGAACUUCCAAUUACGGCAGCUUUAGCUGAUGCAAAUUUGGAUACUGCUGAUGUGGACGAAAUUGUACUCGUUGGCGGUUCAACACAAGUUCCUGCCGUCAGAAAAAUUGUGGGCAGAUUUUUCAAAAAGUCUGCCAAUUACGGUGUCGACCCAGAACUUGCCGUCGUAACAGGAGCUUCUGUUCAAGCUGGUGUCAUCGGUGGUGGAUGGCCUCUACAAGUAGCCGCGAUGGAGUUACCAGCAAAACGAAGAAAACGUCAUUUCUUUACAGAAGAGCAAAAAGAAAACGAAAAAGAUCGAACUAUUUCAGAAUUGUAGCUUCUAGAAUAUUUUUUUUCCAAACAUUAGUCAUUUUCUAUUUUCUUUUCGAACUGUACGGGAUACUCAUAGUGUAAUUUAUUUUCAACAACUUGGGAUCAAAUCUGCAUUGCUAGAAAUUUUUAGUGCAUCUAAUAAACUUUUCUAUCAAAUUUCCAAAGAUUUUUAUACCAUUUCCCCCUGUUAACUCUGUGAUUAGUCUGCUUGUGCAAUGUCAUUCAUUCCAUCUCUUCAUAAUUUAUUUUUCUUCUAAUAAAAAUGGUCCUAGUAUUCA
Caenorhabditis elegans is the source of this 1659-nucleotide messenger RNA. RefSeq names its product Heat shock 70 kDa protein 13 (gene stc-1). Gene Ontology annotation, molecular function: ATP hydrolysis activity; ATP binding. Lineage: Eukaryota; Metazoa; Nematoda; Chromadorea; Rhabditida; Rhabditidae. The record is from RefSeq and is marked reviewed. Gene Ontology annotation, biological process: response to stress.